Molecule: messenger RNA, 1214 nt
Organism: Acanthisitta chloris (rifleman)
Lineage: Eukaryota; Metazoa; Chordata; Aves; Passeriformes; Acanthisittidae
Gene: TAF1B
Product: TATA box binding protein (TBP)-associated factor, RNA polymerase I, B, 63kDa
Exons: 9
Biological process (GO): RNA polymerase I preinitiation complex assembly; nucleolar large rRNA transcription by RNA polymerase I
Cellular component (GO): RNA polymerase transcription factor SL1 complex; RNA polymerase I core factor complex
Molecular function (GO): RNA polymerase I core promoter sequence-specific DNA binding
Source: RefSeq, a predicted model, not a curated record
AAAGCACCUCUGCGUACUCUGGGUCGGUAGAUGGAAGCUUGUAUGCAAUGAAGAACCAAAAGGGGAAGCUGAGGAUGACGAUGCCAAUGACUCUUUCAUUUUGUUACAUGGCGUUGCUCUGGUCGAGAGAACCAAUUACGUUGUCUGAGCUCUUAAGGUUUGUUGUUGAAGGUCAUAUUCCAUAUCUGAAUGUUUUUCAGCAUUUUCCAGAGAAGAUGCAAUUAUGUGGACUUGAUCUUAAGAUCUUUUGUGUAGAGUCGUGGCCUGUAUAUGAAGAAGUAUACAACAAAAUGCUUGAGCUUGCAGUGUUUUUAGACCUCCCUCGUUUUCCAGAUAUUACAGACAGCUGCUUUCUUCAUCCAGACAUGUUGUGUAUGAAGUACUUGAUGGAAGCUAAUUUACCUGAUGAAUUGCAUACUUGGACGUGUCGAGUGGUGAAAAAGGUUGGGAUUGGGAACGUGGAUUUCCUGACUCUUGUGCCUGGAAAUAAGUCAACAAGAAAAGUGAAGUAUGAUGUUCUCGCUGCAGCAGUUAUUGUAGUUGUGCUCAAACUACUGUUUUUAUUAGAUGAUCGCUAUGAAUGGUUACUUUCAGACUUUGCUGAAGAAAGAAAUAAAAAUAACAAAGAAGGUGGUCCAUAUUUCGAGUUCAAGAAGUGGUACAAGGUGAUAAAACAGUCCUUGGAUGUCAAGCAAAAGAAAAUGGAUGAAGAAAGAGCCAAGUGUCUGUGGAGAUGUGACAAGCCACUGUUUUAUUCAGUCAAGAAUAAAUCUAAAGUGUUAAAGAAAAGACAGAUGGUUGUGAACUUACAAAAUCAGUUUGGCAAGCUGUCUGGUUCAGCACAACGUGCUGAAAAGCCAAAUCCUUCAAGUUUUCAGUUAAGUUGGUCUGAAGAAAACACAGAUGGGUGUUGUUUUCACGGGCAUAGCCUGAAGGGAGUUUUGCAAGAAAAAUGUGGUUUACUUACAGCCAUGAACCCUGACUACUGGCUGUGUACAGUCAAACUAUGCAAUGAAAAAUUGUGUGGUCAUCUGGCUCAUUACAGAGAAGUGGACUUUCCCCAGAGUUACCAUUUUGUACUAAGGUUAUUCUCCUUUCUUCUGAGGAUUCAGCCCUCUUAUAUCCAUGAUGAGGUGUGUAUGAUAGAACACAAACUUUUCAAUAAAAAACUCUAUAAAAAGCUAAAAUACAACACUGUCCUAAGGAAGUAUUAA